This is a messenger RNA of Osmia lignaria (orchard mason bee), 2573 nucleotides long. RefSeq lists its product as uncharacterized. Gene Ontology annotation, molecular function: RNA polymerase II transcription regulatory region sequence-specific DNA binding; DNA-binding transcription factor activity, RNA polymerase II-specific. NCBI's taxonomy places the organism in Eukaryota, Metazoa, Arthropoda, Insecta, Hymenoptera, Megachilidae. Gene Ontology annotation, biological process: regulation of transcription by RNA polymerase II. The record is from RefSeq and is a predicted model, not a curated record.
GUUCCAGGGCAUAAAGGACCGUGGUUCAACGUGUCCAUGAAAAUCGAAACCACUGUGACGCCGGCGCCUACCAUUUACUGCUAUUCUGCCUCUACUACUCAAAAUGGACACCUAUCAUACACGUUCCUCUCGACUCUCUCUGUACACGUAAUUACUUGAUGUCCUACUCGUUCACCUCUUCACGUAGAGAAUCGUAGAGAAAUCGAUUACGUGGCAACUCUUAAGGGAGUAUAAAAAGUACUUUGACCAGUUCUUCGAAGAACAAAAAGAUAAUCGCGAUGAUACUGAAACUUCCAAAGAAUCGACAAAGUAUCUUUUAAUCCUGCAGGGUUAGAUCGAAAAGGCGAAACAGUUGUGGGUAUCGUUUAGAAACCAAUGAGCUUCUAAUGAAGGUGGAGCUUGCCGAGGAAAUCUCCACCUACUCUUAAAAUGCUCUAUUUCUCUCCUCUCCUGCGUGCGUGUCUCUCCCUACAUAAAAGGCAGAAGGAGAGGAAGAAAGAGGAAUGGAAAGAGAGUGUGACAGAGGGUCGGAGAGGGAAGAACGAAGAGGAGAGACAAAUGAAGAGGCUGAGGAGGAUCUUGAAGUGCGUUUUAACUCGGCCAAGUCAGUUGGCAUCUCGCCGCACCUACUAAUACGAUGGCUUCGUUCGUACACCGCUAUCCGUAACGAUCUUCCGACCAAAUCGAUCGACCAGUUCUGAUUUACACGCGAUUUCGUUAAGUCCGGACGACGCGUUAUCGCAGUUUCAGGCGUUGUGUAACUUCCCGUAGAGUGAUUCCCCGUAAACAAGACAACGCUAAACGUUCGAGUGGAGAAGUUUUUCUUUGGAGGUUUCGGGAGAUCUGAAAAGAAUCUUUACGACUCGACGGCUCGUAAACGCUGCAGACCGUACACAGGGUACCGUGUAUAAAUACUGAAAGAAUUAACGUUCAGAAUCGGUGAAAUAGCUGCAAAAGCGAUUGAUUUAUGGAACCUCUAUGGAUAGAGAUGGAUCAAACAGGAGGAAGAUUGCAAGAGAAAAUUUGUUCGUUCUGAUUUACAUGUUGGUAAUUGGUAUUCAACGCGAAGGGGAAAGGUACGCGUUGACCUGAAUCACCCCUUUUUCGCAACACCUUCGAACACUAAAACGAAUUGCAAUUGAUCGUAACCAGCGGUUAAAUAUUCUGUAAAAUGUUACCGUUGCAAAUUUCAUGAAUACCAAUGAUUUUAACGUUAACCGACGAACAAAUUGUUUGUAGAUUGAUCGUUGAUAAACGACACGAGAUUUAAAUAUAAGGAAGACUAUGAAACAGUGGGUCCAAUAAUAGUUUUGGAAAACCGAUAAACCGUUUUUUUUUUUUCGUGAGCUCGUGAACGCAUCGAGCCGUCAUUUCGGCCGGCACGUGCCACGUGCCACGAGAGACCUUAAUUACCCGGUCACGCUUCACCUCGGAAAUGCUUCAAUUAAGAUUUUCAAAAGUAAAUUACGCGUUGGAAGCUUCCCUCUUUGUAUAUCUUUGCCACUCGUAAAUAAUUCUUGCAUCCUGAUGAUCUCCUAAAACACUCGUUUCUAGAGCUUAAUCAGCUAUAAAUGGUAUUUUCUGAGAAUACCUCGGAAAUUCAAAUGAUAUCAAGUAGUCGUGGUAUUAAGGAGAUACGUUAAUCGACGUUCUAAGAAGCAAGGAAAAAUGUUGUGCACAAACUCGGAAGCGGAAGGAAACGGUGUGAUAGUUUCGCAGGUUGGGAAUCCCCAUGCACCGCAAGAUUUCACCGUUUCCCGACUGUUAUCGACACCGACUCAUUCUCUGGAUUGUACCGAGAAUUCCACGACACCUGCGAGCAGAAGACCCAGAAGAAGCAGAACAACGUUUUCGGCCCAACAAUUGGCCGCUUUGGAGAGAGUAUUCGAGAGGACGCAUUAUCCUGACGCUUUUGUCCGGGAAGAACUCGCGACCCGAGUGUCUUUGUCUGAAGCCAGAGUACAGGUAUGGUUCCAAAACAGGCGCGCCAAAUUUCGUCGAAACGAAAGAAGUUCUGCCAUUAAUAGAGGGAUAUCUUCGAACAGAGAAAUGGAAAGCACUUUACCUCUGCGACCUGUCAGAGUAACGCAUACGCAAGAAAAUAACACAGAGGCUUUGCAAACGUCUCAAGUUGCUCAGUAUCCUUACGGUGAAUACUGGAGAACAUCGCAACAUUACGCCUCUAUGCAAACUACUAGUUGCCAUGGAUUUAUCAAUGGUAAUUUGGCAAACGUAAAUCUACCCUCUUAUCAUCAGACAGACAUUCAUAGUGGACUCGAAGGAUCAGCGAUAAAUAGUUUAAAUGCUCUGAGAUUUAGAACGCAUCCGUAUGGAACCGCUUACUCUGCCAUGCACGCGAGCAUGUAACUCUGUCUAUUCAUAAAUCACCAAAUAUUUUCAACUUACAAAUACCAACUAUCAAUUGAAUAAUAUAUACCAAAGGACCAAUCGAUCGAAUUACGGUUACAUGGAACUAAAUAUCUAAUGUAAGUACCAAAUACAGGGUAACGAAAAUAACUCGUAAUAUUAUUUUGUAGAACUAAAGUAGCUUAAUAAAUGAUAAAAAUGGUAAA